Chenopodium quinoa (quinoa) is the source of this 3400-nucleotide messenger RNA. RefSeq lists its product as uncharacterized. Gene Ontology annotation, molecular function: zinc ion binding. The coding region runs from base 2126 to 3025 and encodes 299 amino acids. The transcript has 4 exons. Lineage: Eukaryota; Viridiplantae; Streptophyta; Magnoliopsida; Caryophyllales; Amaranthaceae. The record is from RefSeq and is a predicted model, not a curated record. Gene Ontology annotation, biological process: regulation of DNA-templated transcription.
AUUGUUAUGUUGAGUUGGACAAUUAGUGUCAUGAUGAAAUAGUCUUGACGGUGGAAUAACGUCCGUUACACUGUCUCUUAACCCUUACACUGUCUCUUAGGAGAGAGAAAGCUCACUGAAAAGCUAGAGAGAGAGAGAAAGUCUGUGGAAGAAGAAGAUGCUGUUUGUAGAUCUGCUAAUUUGUGUAAAUUGAUGAAGAUUUGGUGUCGGCGUCUUAACCCUUCCGGCUCUCUCCAUCGAUAAUUAUAUUUUUGGUUGGAAUGGAAGCUGAAUUUGUUGACCCCAUGGAGCAAGCGACAGUUGUGCUUGAUCACAGUUCAGUCCUUGACAGUCCUUAUACUUGUGGUAUUGAAAAUGCUUCUGGUUGUGUGGUUGUUCAUGAAAGCCCUGAGAUCGAAUGUAGUAAUCCUGAUCUUCCAUCCCUGAAUUGUCUGACACCUUAUGUUCAUCCAUCCCCCUCCACCGUACCUAAUCUAAUUUCGCUUAAUUCUCCAUUAAAAACUGUUGAGACUGUUGAGACGAUUGUUUCCACGAACAAGAUUAGUGUGUACACCACUGUUGAAGCACCUAGGGUUGGGAUGGUUUUUAAACACUGGCAGGAUGUGGAGGCAUACUAUAAGGAGUAUGGUGAACAACAUGGCUUUGGUGUUAGUAGAGUGUCGUCUUCAUUUUCUAAGGUCACUGGUGAGAGGAGGGGUGCUACUUGGCGAUGUGAAUUUUGGGGACCACCUGAUAUGAGGGCUCAGAGGGAGGCAAAAAAAAGGUCUAAGGCCAUGGAAGCUUGUGGGUCUGGGGAUGUCUUAAAUGGAGUUAUAGGAGAGGAUGAACUGAGCCGUGGCAAGAGAACGUCGAAGAAAUGUGAAUGCAAUGCCUGCAUAUAUGGUAGUGUGAAUGGUGAUGGUGAGUGGGAACUGAGAACAGUUGUUCUGGAGCAUACGCAUGACCUAUGCCCUGCCAUGUCUACGUUGGUGAAGGAGUAUUGAAUGAAGAAUUUUACAUCAAAUGCGCGCAAGAAAUUAAUGAACUAUUAUGAGGAAGGGCUUCCAGUCACUCGGAUACAUGGUUGUAUGGGUUAUGAGAUGGGUCCUGAGAACAUGCCAACUGUUAAAGACCUUCAUCACGAGGUUUCUAAGGUGCGUCGACUGAAAAUGGAGGGUGGGGAUGCUGCAGCUAUGAUGGCCUAUUUUGAUCGGAUGCAAGCUGAUAAUCAAAACUUUUUCCAUUCACAUCGCCUUGAUGAAGAUGGCCGAUUGAAGGAUGUGGUAUGGGUUGAUGCUCGUAGCCGAGUGGCUUAUGAGGAGUUUGGGGAUGUGGUAUGUUUUGAUGCUACAUACCUUACAAACGAGUAUGAACUUCCGUUUGCCAACUUCGUUGGCGUUAAUCAUCAUGGGAAAUCUCUCCUGUUGGGAUGUGCAUUUGUAUCUCAUUAGACUUCAGAGACCUACUCUUGGGUGUUUCAGCAGUGGCUGUCUUGUAUGGGUAACAAACCUCCUGGUGCCAUACUGACAGAUCAAGCUGCUGCUAUGAGGAAACCAAUAUCUGAAAUAAUGCCAUCGACUCGACACAGGUGGUGUAUCUGGCAUAUUAUCCGCAAAUUUUCAGAGAAGCUAGGGAAAUGUGACAAGUCAGUCUUUUUUUUAUUGAAUAGUAUUCUUAUGUGACAAUAUGUUAAUUGGAUAUGUGACAAAUAUGCUGAUUUUAAAAGCCCUUUGAAAACUCUUAUAUAUGAGAGUUUUACCGUUGAGGAAUUUGAGAGUCAGUGGCAUUCAUUAAUCAAGCAAUUCAAAUUGGAGGAUAAUGACUGGCUUUGUGAUCUUUUUGAGAAGAGACACAUGUGGAUACCGGCCUUUAUGAAGGAGCACUUCUGGGCUGGAAUGAAAACUACUCAGAGAGUUGAAAGCAUCAACAGUUUUUUUGAUGGGUUUUUAAAUCGGCACACAAAGCUUCAUGAAUUUCCUGAGAAGUACACACGGGCUAUGGCGAAGCGGUGAAGUCUGAAUUGGCUGCUGAUGCUAGAUGUGGUUAAUACAUUAGGAGACUAGUUAGUGGGUUUAAACUUGAAAGAUUCUUCCAGAAAAUCUACACAGACACGAAGUUCCAAGAGGUUCAGAAAGAGUGUGCACGUAUGAUGUAUGUUUAUUCGAAGGGGGAGCGUAUUGUAGAAGAAAAUGUGACUGAGUAUUUACUUGAGGAUAGGGUAUGGAUAAUUCCCGAAGGCAAGAGGCAGGAGGUGAUAACUGAUAGGCGUCGCCUUCUGCGUGUUUUAUUUAAUAGUGUGACGAAGGAGGUUUCCUGUGAAUGUAGGAAGUUCGAGACCUUUGGUAUUUUGUGCAAGCAUGGCAUUGGAGUCCUUGAUCAAAACCUGGUGUUUUAUAUUCCAAGCAAGUAUGUCCUUGAUCGGUGGAGGAAAGACGUUCCAAGGAAGCAUACAAGGGUCAAAGUAGCUUACCAUGACCCUUCUGAAAGAGAUCAAGUGAGACAGUAUUACAAACUCAUGCACGAGUUUGAACCAAUUUGUGAAGUAGCGUCCUCCAUAAAUGAUCCUGAAACUGUAGCUAUGGUCAUUUCAUGCCUUCAACAGCUAAGUGUUAAUGUGAAAAAAAGCAGGCAAGUUUUCCUUGAAAAGCAGGCCAAACUCCCAACCCUGCCAACAAGUGGUGUGCCACCUUCAGAAAAAGGGUCUAAUCAGGUCUUGAAAUGCAAUGGUGGUGAGGCACCGUCAUCUGUAGUGAAGGCAUCAUCAAUCGCACCACCUGUGAAGGACCCAAUUCCACGGAAGAAGCCUCGUGGUAGGCCAAAGGUAACCCACUACAAGAGCCUAGCAGAGACAGGUUACAAAACCCAGCAAAAGAAGCCUACACAAACCAAACCAACCCAGCAAAAGACUAGUCAAACACAGUCGAAACGUCGACGCUCUCAACGUCUUAUGGAGUUGGACGAAGCUAACGACAAAGAAAUGGUUGAAGAUUUUGAUGCGGAUAUUGAUAAUUGCUUUUAUGGCUCUGAUCACUCUAUGGAGUUCUGAUGAAAUGAAGCUUAUCUGUAUGGGCAGCUGAUCAGGUUAUGGAGUUCUGAUGAAUUGAACCUUGUCAUUAUGCCCACCUGUAUUAUGGCUAAGUUGUACGAGUUAUAAGUCUCAUUUUGGUUUAGCUUCAACACUGUCAUCUUAGCCUGCAUGUAGCCUUUUGAAUCUGGUUCAUGGUUGUAACAACUUUUACUUAGCUUUCAUUGCUGUCAUCGUAGCCUAAAUGUAACCUUUGUAUGUUGACCGGUAUCUCCCUUCUCCCUUUAUUUGCAUUCUCUGGCCGUAUCUUUUAGUAAUUUUUGUAAUGUUUUAAAUUUCGUAAUUUUUUGUUAAGUUAGUUAUUGCGGCCAAAAACAAGUUGAUAAUUUGAUUGAA